Molecule: messenger RNA, 1250 nt
Organism: Penicillium canescens
Lineage: Eukaryota; Fungi; Ascomycota; Eurotiomycetes; Eurotiales; Aspergillaceae
Product: succinate--CoA ligase (GDP-forming) subunit alpha
Exons: 7
Coding region: 84-1073 (329 amino acids)
Biological process (GO): tricarboxylic acid cycle
Cellular component (GO): mitochondrion; succinate-CoA ligase complex (ADP-forming)
Molecular function (GO): succinate-CoA ligase (ADP-forming) activity; succinate-CoA ligase (GDP-forming) activity
Source: RefSeq, a predicted model, not a curated record
CGCGCAACCCGAUCCCUUCACCAUACCCGAAUCCUUUUCUCUCCUUUCAUACUCCUCAACACCUCUCCUCUCUACCUAUCGCAAUGCAGGCCUUCCGCCGUAACACUGUCUCGGCCCUCCGCCAGUUCGGUGCCACCCAGCGCCGGACUGAGGCCACCUCUGCCUACCAAUCCACCGUGAACAACCUUCGCAUCAACAAGGACACUCGCGUCCUGUUCCAGGGUUUCACCGGAAAGCAGGGAACCUUCCACGCAGAGCAGGCCAUCGCCUACGGCACAAAUGUUGUCGGCGGUACCAACCCCAAGAAGGCUGGCAGCACUCACCUCGACCUCCCCGUCUUCGCCAACGUUAGCGAUGCCGUGAAGGAGACCGGUGCUACCGCCUCUGCUAUCUUCGUCCCUCCCCCUCUCGCUGCUGCCGGUAUCGAGGAGGCCAUCGCCGCUGAGAUGGGCCUCGUUGUUUGCAUUACUGAGGGUAUUCCUCAGCACGACAUGGUCCGCAUCACCGAUAUCCUCAAGACCCAGAACAAGACCCGCCUGGUCGGCCCCAACUGCCCCGGUAUCAUCGCUCCCGGACAAUGCAAGAUCGGUAUCAUGCCCGGCUUCAUCCACAAGCGCGGUCGUGUCGGUAUCGUCUCCCGCUCCGGUACUUUGACCUACGAGGCCGUCAACCAGACCACCCAGGCCGGCCUUGGUCAGUCUCUCGUCGUCGGUAUCGGUGGUGACCCCUUCUCCGGCACCAACUUCAUCGACUGCCUGAAGAUCUUCCUCGAGGACCCCGAGACCGACGGUAUCAUCAUGAUCGGUGAGAUUGGUGGUUCCGCCGAGGAGGACGCCGCCGAGUUCUUCAAGGCCAACAACAUCCACAACAAGCCCGCCGUCUCCUUCAUCGCCGGUAUCUCUGCUCCCCCCGGUCGCCGCAUGGGUCACGCCGGUGCCAUCGUCUCCGGUGGUAAGGGUGGUGCCGACUCCAAGAUCUCCGCCCUGACCGAUGCCGGUGUCAUUGUCGAGCGCAGCCCCGCCAACCUCGGCAAGUCCCUCCUUGCUGAGUUCGUCAAGCGCGACCUUGUCUAAAUUAGUCGCUGUUGAUGCAUCAUGUGUCUUUUUUGCCUGUAUCUUUAUGCUACGGCUGGGGAUCUGAGGUGAUAUUUGCCAUUUAUACUAUGGGGUUUUAUGGGCUGUUCCUUGGUAACUGCUCCUGUAUUCUUUUUCUCCUUUGUGUUAGAGACCCUUGAAGUAAUUACUUUCGUG